AUUACCACCUGAAGUAAGAUGACUCGUUUAGAAGCUAAAAAGCCCUCAUUCUGUAGAAGUGAGCCACUGACAAGCGAACGAGUGAAGGCCACCCUCUCUGUCUUGAAAGGCAUCGUCACAUCCUGCUAUGGCCCGGCAGGCAGGCUGAAGCAGCUGCACAACGGCCUGGGGGGCUCUGUGCGCACAACCUCCCAGUCGGCAGCCCUCCUCGCCAACCUGCCAGUCACCCAUCCCAUUUUAAAGAUACUGACAACUUCUGUGCAGAAUCACGUGUCCUGCUUCAGUGACGGCGGCUUAUUCACAGCCAUUCUUUGCUGCAACUUAGUUGAAAAUGUUCAGAGAAUAGGUUUGACACCGACCACUGUCAUUAAGUUAAAUAAGCAGCUUUUGAGCCUCUGCAUCAGUUACCUAAAAUCUGAGGCCUGUGGUUGUCGAAUCCCAGUCAACUUUAGUAGCACUCAGAUCCUCCUCUGUUUGGUGCGUAGUAUAUUAACAAGUAAACCUGCCUGUAUGCUCACCACAAAGGAAGUCGACCAUAUCAGUACUUUGAUUCUGAGAGCCUUUCUGCUUAUAAUUCCAGAAAAUGCCCAAGACCACAUCAUUUUAGGAAAGAGUAUAAUUGUCCCUUUAAAACAUCAAAGAGUUAUAGAUUCUACUGUGUUACCUGGAAUACUUAUUGAAAUAUCAGAAGUUCAAUUGAUGAAGAUAUUACCUAUCAAAAAAUCAGAUUCCUUCAAGGUGGCACUCUUUUGUGUGUCUUUAUCCGGAGACCUUUCUGAUACUGGAGAAGGAAAUGUGGUGGUGAGUUACGGAGUUUCUCUUGAAAAUGCAGUCCUGGACCAGUUGCUUAACCUAGGAAGGCAGCUAGUUAGUGAUCACGUAGAUCUUGUCUUGUGCCAAAAAGUUAUACACCCAUCUUUGAAGCAGUUUCUCAGAACGCAUCAUGUUAUUGCUGUAGACAGAGUUGGAGUGGCUGUGAUGGAACCCCUGAGUAAAGUGACAGGAACAAGGCCUAUUGGUUCCUUGGACUCAAUCUCUCCCAGUAGUUAUGGAAGUGUGAAAGAUUUGUGCACUGCAAAAUUUGGCUUCAAACAUUUUUUUCAUCUUAUUCCUAAUGAAGUAACUGUCUGCAGCUUGCUUCUCUGCAACAGAAAUGACACAGCCUGGGAUGAACUGAAGCUCACGUGUCAAACAGCACUGCAUGCUUUGCAGUUAACAAUCAAGGAACCAUGCGUUUUAUUAGGAGGUGGCUGUACUGAAACUCAUUUGGCGGCAUAUAUCAGACACAAGAUGCGUAGCGAGCCGGAAGGCAUUCUUAGAGAUGACGGAUGUACCCAGACAGAACUCCAGCUGAUCGCUGAAGCAUUCUGCAGCGCACUCGAAUCUCUCGCUGGCUCUUUAGAACACGACGGAGGUGAAAUUCUCACUGACGGGAAGUAUGGACACUUUUGGUCAGUUCAGGCUGAUUCUCCCUCUGUUGUGAACUGGCCAGAUUUGCUUUCAAGAUGUGGCUGUGGACUCUACAGCAGCCAGGAAGAACUUAGCUGGUCCUUCUUAAGGAGUGCUCGUCUUCCUUUUGUGCCUCAAACCUGCCUUCCGUGUGAAGCCACGGACUCAGCUGGCAACCUGACCUUGGACUGUUUUACUGCAAAGCUUAGUGGCCUGCAGGUGGCUGUGGAGACUGCCAAUUUGAUUUUGGAUCUUUCAUAUGUCAUUGAAGAUAAAAACUGAUGUGGAGAGGAACUGUGCUCCAGGAGCUGCACCUAAAGAAUCACACACAGGGAGCCUCACCCACCCUGACCUGACUUCAGUCAUGAGAUUCUGGACUUUGAGCUGAUGUUGUAACGCCAUGAGAAUUUGGGGGAUCUGGGAAGGGUGUGAAUGUAUCUUGCAUGGGAUGGGCAGCCUCCAAGAUGGUCCUGCCUCUUGGCGUACACACUUCGGGUGUGGCUGGGACCAAAUGACUAGCUCUUAAUGAGUAGAAUACAGCAGAAGUGAUGGGCUGUCACUUCCAAUAGUGGGUUGUCAAAACAGGCUUCUCUCCUUAUCUGUCUUGCUCACUGUGACGGAAACAAGCUGCCAGGUUGGGAGCUACCCUCAAGAGAGGCCCACGUGGCAAGGGACUGAGGGAGGCUCCAGCCAGCAGCCCACAAGGAACUGAAUCCUACCAACAAACACAAGAGUGAAUUUGGAAGCAGUUCCUCCUUAAUAGGCAUCAAGAUGAGUUUAGCCUCUAUAUCAUUGCAGCCUCAUGAGACACCUUAAAACAGUGGAUCUAGAUAAACCACUCCUUGAUUGAUUUCCUGACCCACAAAAUCUGUGAGAUAAUAAACUUUAAGUCAAGUUUGGGGUGUUAUUUGUUAUGCAGCAAUUAACACCUAAUAAAGGCAAGAGUAAAGCUUAUUUAUAAUUACAUACUGAAAAUUUGAUCACACAAGUGGAAAAAAGCAUUCUUGAUGCCAUGCUUUUGCAUUUUCACCAUCAUUCCAAACAUAAAGGCAGGGUUCAUCACACAUGUUUACAAUGGGGUUUUUAUAUUCACUUAAGAAAGGGUGUCACAUAGAAAUAUGGGAAUUAUCCUGGGUUCUCAGGAUAGCCAUUUUUAGCUCUGUCAUUUUUAACUUUGCCUUAAAAUUCAAUUAUAUUCCUUGGUGAAAUACAAUUGCUCUCAUUUUGAGUAUGUCAUAAAUUUGUUGAAAUAUUUUUAUAAAUUCAUGUUUCCUGAAGUUGUAUACAAUCCUUAGUAGAAAACACUGGAAAUUAAAAAAAAAAAAAACUGUCUUAAUAGUUCAAGAAAAUCAUCAUUCAAACUCAGAUGGUAAAAUACGAGAUGAAAAUUCUUGAUGAAAAUAAUUUCAGAGGAGCUCAUUUUGACAGAAAUCAACAACAAACUAGCAGCUAAGUUAAGCCUUGGGCAUUGUUUGCUGACAAAGUAAGAUUGAAGUCUGAAUAUUGCAUUAUGUUUCCUCGGGCAACAGAACAGGAAGCCCUGAUAGCUACAAAAAAAGGAAAAGGAGAAUCAUGCAGGAAAGAAUGAAGUCAGCACUGCUCAAUACUUUUGUGGGACUCACAGGACACGUCUCAUGUUUUAUUAUUAUUAAUUAGUAAAGUUUCUUGAACCAUAGAAUUAGCAUCUUUUUAAUCAAAAGAGGUUAGGAUUUUGGCAGCAUAGAAAAAAAAAUUGGAGAACUAAGACAAAUUAAAAGACAUUUUAAGUCAAAAUACUCAUUUAAUCUUAUAAAUACCCAAUUCCUUAAUUCUUCCAUUUAUACUUGUAUCAGAGAAUCUUUAUAUGUUAGACAUUUAAAUCAACUGUUAGAGUGGAGUAUUUUCCACAGGAUAUUUAAAUUAUUAUUAUUAGUUCUUUUUUAUUAUCAUAGAUAUUCUUGAACCCAGUUUGUAUAAUCAAAACUUUUGGGGCCUUCACGUGAUAGAAGAGGACUUUUAAGUACCCUCAUAAGACCCAUCAUAUUCUGUAUUCUUACAUUGUUGAACAGUUUUUUGGAUAACUUUAAAAUAAAACAAUAUUGUUUAUAGUCACAUAAAUUAUAUAGGUUACUAUUUAAGAGUAUCAUGUACAAAAAUCACUCUCAUAAUCAAUGCAGGGCCUGUCAAAACAUCCAAUUAGGUUAUUCAUUUCUGGUGAUCUUUGGGGAAUAGUCAAGGAGACUAAACAUGUCUUAUAGGUCCCUGUUUCAGCUGUAUUGUAUAAAUAAAUCUAUCUCUUAAUCUGAAGGAAAAGGCAAGUUUGAACAUCUGAUACCUUUAUAAUUUUUUUUCAUUAGUUAAGUGUUUCCACUUAGUAACUAUAGUGUCCCAUAAUCCUUGGAAAUGUUUGCCAUUCACCUACAAAAUUUGAGUUUAGAUGCAUCUAAACUCAAUGUUAGCCUGUAUUUUUGGAUUACAAGUAGAUUUAUAUGUUUCUUUAUUAAGAAUAUAGUAAUACUCAUAUAAAAGAGAAUGCAAUCUCUGAAAACUAUUUGUAUAUGUAGAUCAACCCGUUUGUUGGAGAGAGAAUUAAUAGACUAGAUGUAUUAAAAGCAGUGGAAUACCAUUAUCUGUAAUAAAUUGUGACUUAAGAGGGAAAUGAAGCAACCUGACAAUGUUCUAUUAAGAAUUCACAUUGGGGAAACCUUUAUAAUAAACAUCCUAUUUUAUUUAGCCCUGUAGCUUUUGUUUGAAGCAUUGUGACUUCAUUUUGAGAAAUGUCAAUUGAUUUAUUUCUGUUUGCCAGACACAAAAGUCAAUGGUGUUGAAGAUUUAAAAAAAAAGAUUUGUUCACAAUCCCUGACUUCAAGGAGUUGAUCAUCUGGCCGGCAAGACAUAUUUUUUAAGUAUUAUUUUCCUUUCUUCUUUCAUAACAUUUUGUAACAGUAGAAAUUUUGGAAAAUAUGAAUCUGACAUACACACACAAAACAAAAACAAAGUCAAGAGUAGUCCUACUACCCAGAGAUGACCACUGCUUACAUUUUAUGUGCAUCUUUUUGGUUUGUCCUCUGUGUACAGUUUUCCAAAAAUGUGAUCAUAUAGGAUGUUGUUUUAUAAUCUAUUCUUUUUACUUAAUAUGUCAUGAACAUCAUAAUCAUGUAUAAUAAUUACACAUUCUUCUACUAUAUCAGUUUUAAUACCUGAAGAAAUUUCAGUUGUAGAGAUUACAGGCAUGCCUUGUUUGAUUGUCCUUCACUUUAUUGCACUUCACAGAUAUUAUGUUUUUUCAUAAAUUGAAAGUUUGUGGCAACUCUGCAUCGAGCAAUUCUAUUGGCCCCGCUUUUCCAACCACAUCUGCUCACUUUGUAUGUGUCACAUUUUGGUAAUUCUCGCAGUAUUUCUAGCUUUUUCAUUAUUAUUAUAUUUGCUGUGUUGAUCUGUGAUCAGUGAUCUUUGAUGUCACUAUUGCAAAAAGAUUACAACUCACUGAAGGCUCAGAUAAUGGCUGGCGUAUUUUAGCAAUAAAGUAUUUUUUAAUUAAGGUAUAUGCAAUGUUUCUUUAGACAUAAUGCUAUUGCACCCUUAAUAGACUACAGUAUACUGUAAACAUAAUUUUCAUACAUACUGGGAAACCAAAAAAAACUGUGUAAUUUACUUUAUUGCAGUUCUUGUUUUAUUGUGGUGGUCUGGAAUCAAACCCUCACUAUAUUUGAGGUAUACCAUACCUGUGUAUCAUAAUUUAGUCAAUGAGCUUUUAUUAAUAUACCUUUAGACUGUUUUCAAUUUUUGUGUUAAUAUAAGCGACAACGCAGCAAACAUCUUGCAUAUAUCCUUUUCCCAGAUCCCUGAUUAUUUUCUCAGAGUGAAUAAAUAGAAUUAAGAUUCCUGGGUCCAGCUGUAUUUGAAAUGGAAAGGCUAUUAAUACAUAUUGUCUAAUUGUCUUCUAGAAAUGUAGCAUCAAUAAACUUCAACU
Molecule: messenger RNA, 5401 nt
Organism: Globicephala melas (long-finned pilot whale)
Lineage: Eukaryota; Metazoa; Chordata; Mammalia; Artiodactyla; Delphinidae
Gene: MKKS
Product: MKKS centrosomal shuttling protein
Biological process (GO): chaperone-mediated protein complex assembly; protein folding; intracellular transport
Cellular component (GO): nucleus; cytoplasm; kinociliary basal body
Molecular function (GO): ATP binding
Source: RefSeq, a predicted model, not a curated record